AUGCCAAAAGAAAAGAAAGAUAAAAAAGAUAAAAAAGAAAAGAAAGAGACAAAACAAAGAGGACCUACUCCUGAUUAUAUUUUAAGAGAAUAUGCAGCACCUGAAAAUCCUGAAACUGAGCCUAAAAAAGAUAGAGAAAAUAGAUUAAAAAAUAAAAGAAAUGCUAAAUAUAGAUAUUAUCAAACAUUAGAAGAAGGAAAUUCAGGACCUUCAACAAGAACAAGAUCUAGAACUUCUAAAGCUUCUAAAGCAUUAUCUGACACAAGAUCAAAAACAAAAGAAGGUCAAAGAGAUAGACAACAAGCAUAUAGAGCUUCUUUAAGAUAUUGUAGUCUAGAUGAAUAUCAGGAGGAGAUGGAAGGGGAAAAACCAGGACUUUGUUGCAUGAAUGGUGAAGUUGUAUUAGCACCACUUCAAACACCACUAUCAGAAAUUAAUUAUUUUCUUACAGAAAAAGAUCCAAUAUCUAAAGUACCAUUUGUUGACCAAAUAAGAGUAUAUAAUCAAGCAUUUGCUUUUACAUCAAUUGCUACUGAUUUAGAUUUGAGUGUUGCCAAUGAAAAAAAGGGGCAUAUUGCUAUAGAAUUCAGG
Molecule: messenger RNA, 591 nt
Organism: Dentiscutata erythropus
Lineage: Eukaryota; Fungi; Glomeromycota; Glomeromycetes; Diversisporales; Gigasporaceae
Source: the annotation of a GenBank genome assembly